Penicillium digitatum Pd1 is the source of this 297-nucleotide messenger RNA. Lineage: Eukaryota; Fungi; Ascomycota; Eurotiomycetes; Eurotiales; Aspergillaceae. The record is from RefSeq and is a predicted model, not a curated record.
AUGAGUUUCGGAGUAGGCGUCGGGGACUUGCUUUCCAUUCUCACUUUGGCUCAUAAGCUCCGAAGAGAUUUUGUUGACGCUCCACGCCAGUUCAAUAGUAUAUCCAGAGAGUGCGUGGAUACAAACAUAGGCCAUGAACCAGGAACGGAUGUUUUUCGAUCUUCCAGGGUCAGGGGAUUGGCAAAUGUUCUCCAAGACGUCGAUGUUCAACUACUGGGUCACGAGAGCAAUGGUCGCCAACAAAAGCAAUUAGGAGACCUUGGUCACAGCUGUAUGAUGCUAUGGAAAAAUACAUAG